This is a messenger RNA of Loa loa (African eye worm), 1209 nucleotides long. RefSeq lists its product as hypothetical. The transcript has 9 exons. NCBI's taxonomy places the organism in Eukaryota, Metazoa, Nematoda, Chromadorea, Rhabditida, Onchocercidae. The coding region runs from base 1 to 1209 and encodes 402 amino acids. The record is from RefSeq and is a predicted model, not a curated record.
AUGCUUCAGGAUUACAACUCCGAAUCAGCGAAUGUUUCUGAAACAGCAAAUGUGAUGGUACAAAUACAACUCAUAGAUUACAUUAACCAAGGACUUCAACUUCCAAAUGGACACACUUGUGUUUGUCCAAGUGAAUUCUCUUGCAGUUAUCUUGGUAGCUCUGUUCCACGAUGUUAUAUGUCAUUUACAGUCAUUCUGUUAUCAGCAGAUGAAUCGAUAAAAUACUUCUCAACUGAAUUUACGCCUUUAACGCCUUCUGGAAACAUUGAUAUCGACAGCAUGUCACCACAGCAAAAACAAGCUUGGCAACAGCCCCAUACAUUCUAUCUCACUUCAAAACCGUCAGCAAUUGAUGUAUUCGUUCAUCAUUUGGGCGUCGUUAUUAAUGCGUACACAGGUGAGCUGACACAGAUUCAAACAGUUGUCCAUGUUGAUACUUUUAUUCUAUCGCUGAAUUCUGUGACACCGUCUAUUGGAAAUACUCAUUUAUCUAUGCAGUCACGAAAUCUUCGUGGUGUUAUUCUCCAAACGCAAUUAACAGUUGCAUAUUCAAUACAGUGCAGGAGUACUUUAAUCGGACAAAACUGUGAUUUAACUUGCAAAGAAGCAGUGGCUAAUACAGCAAUAGCAGUAUGCCAGUCUAAUAUAACAAACUUUUUCUAUACUUGCACUUAUAUGGAAAAUGGACAAGUCCAAAACUGCCUUUCAUGUCCAUGGGGAAUUACUCAAGGAUCAUACUGUCAAAAUUCGAAUGGCGGCAUUCUUGCUCCUUCUGUUGCAGAUGUGGUGUCGUCCAGUUUUAAAGUCGCAACAAUAGUUCUCGGUGUCUUUGUCGGUAUUCUGCUUAUUCUCCUUAUUCUCAUCAUAUUCUAUUCUAUACUAAUGGGUAGACGAUUGAAAGGGAGUGUACACUCCUACAAUAACGCAACUUCCAGGCAUAAUUAUAGGUCAACACUAAGAUCUGAAGGCACCGCCAAUCGUCCACUGUUGCAAUCGACUAAUAAUGAGUCACGUAACCAAGUUAAACGUGCACCAACAGCUGCACCGUGUUCCAUUCCGCAGCUUGACGCUCUACCAGCUAAGUCAUCUCUUCGGAAGGCGGCACUAUUACCACCGGCGCAACUUUAUUGUGUCCCAUCCCUUAAUGAUACGUUGAACAGUACCCUUUCUAGUGUGCCUUUACCACCAAGUAAGGAAGCAGAUGUCUGA